CUCACGGAGGACCAUGCCAGAGCUUGAGCCGAUGCAGAAAGGAGAGGAGAUGAGUCCUCAAGCGCAGGACAGCCACAAGGCCGGAGGGCCAGGAGCCGAGGAGGAGGACAGGAGCCAGGCCCAAGGGGGCGUGGAGCCUUCAGCUCCGCCGCUGCCCCCCUCAGACCCACCUCCACCUGGCCCACCUGACUACCCGAGGCCCAGGCUUGUCUUCCACACCCAGCUGGCCCACGGCAGCCCCACAGGCCGGAUCCAUGGUUUCACCAACGUCAAAGAGCUGUACGCCAAGAUUGCUGAGGUGUUUCAUAUCUCCCCCUCUGAGAUCCUUUUCUGCACCCUGAACUCCCACAAGGUAGACAUGCAGAAGCUAUUGGGCGGUCAGAUUGGUCUGGAAGACUUCAUCUUUGCCCAUGUCAGGGGGGAGGCCAAAGAGGUGGAGGUCACCAAGACAGAAGACGCCCUUGGGCUGACUAUAACGGACAAUGGAGCAGGAUACGCCUUCAUCAAGAGGAUAAAGGAGGGCAGCACCAUCGACCGGCUGAAGUCUGUGUGCGUGGGCGACCACAUCGAGGCCAUUAACGACCAGAGCAUAGUUGGCAGUCGACACUAUGAGGUGGCCAAGAUGCUUAAAGAACAACCGAGAGGCGCUCCUUUCACACUGCGGUUGGUCGGGCCCAAGAGAGCCUUUGAUAUGAUCGGCAUGAGGACGAGGGCACCAAAGUCGAGCGAGGGCAAGAUGGUGAAUGGGAGAGAGACCCUGCGUCUGCGUUCUAAGGGGUCAGCCACAGUCCAGGAAGUGCCGAAUGAGUUUGAGGAGAUGAUCACCAGGAAGGUGGAUGAUCUACUGGAAAGCUACAUGGGAAUCCGAGAUCCUGAGUUAGCAACCACCAUCGUAGAGGCUGGCAGAGACAAGAAGAACCCAGACGACUUUGCAGAGGCUUUGGACUCCGUGCUGGGGGAUUUCGCCUUCCCAGAUGUGUUCCUGUUUGAUGUGUGGGGCGCCAUCGGAGAUGUGAAGAAUGGGAGAAUGUAGAGUUA
This is a messenger RNA of Esox lucius (northern pike), 1038 nucleotides long. RefSeq names its product GIPC PDZ domain containing family, member 3 (gene gipc3). Gene Ontology annotation, molecular function: protein binding. NCBI's taxonomy places the organism in Eukaryota, Metazoa, Chordata, Actinopteri, Esociformes, Esocidae. Bases 14 to 1033 code for a protein of 339 amino acids. The record is from RefSeq and is a predicted model, not a curated record. The transcript has 6 exons.